Messenger RNA from Penicillium cataractarum, 1287 nucleotides. Its product is annotated as class I SAM-dependent methyltransferase. The record is from RefSeq and is a predicted model, not a curated record. NCBI's taxonomy places the organism in Eukaryota, Fungi, Ascomycota, Eurotiomycetes, Eurotiales, Aspergillaceae. Gene Ontology annotation, molecular function: methyltransferase activity. The transcript has 9 exons. The coding region runs from base 1 to 1287 and encodes 428 amino acids.
AUGGACAACCAUACUCAUUCAGAGGAUACGAGGCCGGAGCCUAAGGAGACGGAGCCUGUUAAUACGGAGACUGAAAAGGCAGAGCCUGUCAAUUCGGAACCUGUCAAUGGAGAGGCUGUAAACGGAGCGGCUGUGAAUGGACAGGCUACGAGUGGAGAGCCCGCUAAUCCAGAGACUAUCAACCCACAGUCGACCACUUCCGCUCCUCCUAGCAAUGAAGAUACCAACCCAGAGCCUGAAAAUGCAGAGGCAGUUGACGAUGAACCUGUGCGACCACCAGGUGCCGCGACGCAGUCGGCCGAGGCCGCCGAGGCGCCGCAAAACACAAUGUUUCCAAUCCAAGUCGAUGACUUUAGCACCGAUGACAGCGACUUUGAAAGUGACUUUUCCGACCUGACUUCUUUGUCUUCAAGCGUAUUGGACUACGAAUACGAGAAUGGUCGGCGGUACUCGAGCAAUCGACACACUCAAUAUAUUAUGCCGAAUGACGAGCAGGAACAAGACCGCCUGGACUUGUGCCACCACAUCUGGCUCUUGCUGCUCAAGGGAGAGCUUUUCAAAGCACCCAUCAAGAAUCCGCAAAAGAUUCUAGAUCUCGGCACGGGCACGGGAAUUUGGGCCAUCGAUUGCGCAGAGAAAUUCCCAGAGGCCCAUGUCAUUGGCAACGACAUUAGCGCUAUCCAGCCGCAAUGGGUCUGCCCGAACCUGGAAUUCAUCGUGGAAGACUACGAAGUAGAAUGGCUCUACAAAGCUGAAAGCUUCGACUUUAUCCACUCGCGUCUGUUGGCAGGCUGCGUCGCAGACUGGCCCCAACUUCUCCGUCGCUGCUACGACGCCCUAAAACCAGGCUGCUACGUCGAACUCCACGAAAGCGCCUUCUGGGCCUACAGCGAUGACGGAACCUGUCCUGACGACUCCCCGCUUAACCAAUACUUAAGCGCCCUCAUCCAAGCCUCCGCCGCAAGUGGAAAACCGUAUAACAUCCAAAACCUCCUGAGAGGUUGGUUGAUUGACGCUGGCUUCGAGGAUGUCACCCAGUUGACUUAUUGGCUGCCGUACUCGCCGUGGCCUAAGGAUCCUUAUCUCAAGGAGCUGGGCAAGUAUCAGCAAAUUAUGUCGCAGCAGGCUAUUGAGGCUUAUGGGCUUCGGUUGUGUACGCAGGUGUUGGGUUGGGGUGUGGAUGUUUCGAAGAUUUUCCAGGCGCAGUGCCGGAAGCAGAUUGGUGAUAGGAAUGUGCAUGCCUACGUGAAAGAGUAUGUCUUUUAUGGAAGGAAACCUUUCCGGUGA